Molecule: messenger RNA, 1032 nt
Organism: Alternaria atra
Lineage: Eukaryota; Fungi; Ascomycota; Dothideomycetes; Pleosporales; Pleosporaceae
Exons: 4
Coding region: 1-1032 (343 amino acids)
Source: RefSeq, a predicted model, not a curated record
AUGGAACUCAAGAACAUUGCAAUCCUUGGUGUAGGUCUAUUCUUCCCAGGAGGAAACGUUGGUAACGCCAUCAUUACCGAGCUCCUCAAAGACGGAUCCCGCUUUAUGAUCACCGCAGUCACGCGCUCAACAUCAUUCUACACACCAACUUCCACGACCAUCACUCACCGCACCGUGGACUAUACGUCCUUUGUCUCUCUCCAAACCGCACUCCAGGGUCAGGACGCCGUAGUAAACUGUAUCACAGGCGGAGCCACACACUAUGAGCCAUCCAAACUCAUCAUCGACGCAGCAAUCGCUGCAGGCGUCAAACUCUUUUUCGCCAACGAAUUUGUUGGGAAUAUAAUGCGCGAGCAGUUCAAGAGAUUGCCAGAAGCGUUUGUAGGCGGCAAGUGUAGAAUUCGGGAGUAUCUGGAGAAGUUGGGGAAGGAAGGGAAGAUUGCGUGGACGAGUUUGAAUGGAGGGCCGUUUUUCGACAUGUGGCUGAUGAAAGGUCCCGCAGGCUUCGACAUACCUAACCACCACGCCCGCAUCUAUGGCACCGGGAACCAACCCUUAUACUGGACCCCUCUCUCCACAGUCAGUCUCGCAGCUGGAAACAUGCUCCGCAACCCUCUUCCUAUCCUCAACCGACCCAUUCUCAUCUGUCCCUUCCCAUCCGCGUCCAACCUCACGCAAAACACGCUGCUUCGCACCCUGGAAAAGCUUCUUGAUACGGCGUUCAGCGUUGAGCACGUUGAUAUGGACAAGAUUCAUCGAAAUGCUUUGAUCGUCUUGGAGAAGUGGAAGCAAGGGGGCGAGCAAGAAGAAGGAAAAGCGCAGAUGGGCAAAGCGAUAAAGGGGCUAGCGGUAUGUCACCAGUUCUAUGAGGGUGAUGACGAUGCGAACCAUAUUGGUCAAACUGUUCAGAAUGAGAUUGUUGGUGUAAAGGCCAUGCAGGUGGAAGAUGCAGUAAGGGAUGCGCUAGAGCAUUAUGGGAAAGAGUGUCAAGUUGUUCAGGGUAUGUUCAACGUGGAGGCUUGUGAGAUCUGA